CGCGGCCGCUCCGGCCAUGGCCCCCCGGAGCCCUGCCCGCCCAGGGGUCGCUGUCGCCUGCGGCUGGCUCCUCACCGAUUCUUCACAAACAGGAGAGCAAGGGAACACUUAGGGAGUGCGACUUGAGCAUUAAAACACGGGACUCUCCAGCGAGCAUCUACCACCUCUCUUCGGGGAUUUACGGUCGGGAGCGCCUCUCCGCUUACUGCGCCUGCGCACGCGCAAGGUGCGGCUCCGCCUCCCCUAGGACGUCAAACGUGCGCCGGGAGGGGGCACUGAGGGCGUGAGUUGCGCAUGCGCCCUCAUUGCAUCAGCCGCUCGGCGCUGGAGGCAGGAACCGCGGACAGGACCCUGUUAGGUAAGGUGCUUCUCGUGCCCUUCUGUCGCGGCGCGCCCCAAGGCUAAGCGAGGUAGGACUGGAGUAAGUGUUUCUCUCUGCUGCUUCAGUCGGAGCUAGUCUUUCCUCCCUCCACCCAGCGCUCCUAGGAACCCCGUAGACAGGCCCCGCCCCCUUCCUGGCUGGGACUCCCCGUCCCCUCCCUGCGGGGACCCCGCGGUCCCUUUGGUCGGACCCCGCGCCCCUGCCGGAACCAUGAAGCUCGUGAGGAAGGACAUUGAGAAAGAUAAUGCGGGCCAGGUGACCCUGGUCCCCGAGGAGCCCGAGGACAUGUGGCACACCUACAACCUGGUGCAGGUGGGCGACAGCCUGCGCGCCUCCACCAUCCGUAAGGUGCAGACCGAGUCGUCCACGGGCAGCGUGGGCAGCAACCGCGUGCGCACCACGCUCACCCUCUGCGUGGAGGCCAUCGACUUCGACUCGCAGGCCUGUCAGCUGCGGGUGAAGGGCACCAACAUCCAGGAGAACGAGUACGUGAAGAUGGGGGCGUACCACACCAUCGAGCUGGAGCCCAACCGCCAGUUCACGCUGGCCAAGAAGCAGUGGGACAGCGUGGUGCUGGAGCGCAUCGAGCAGGCCUGCGACCCGGCCUGGAGCGCCGACGUGGCGGCCGUGGUCAUGCAGGAGGGCCUGGCGCACGUCUGCCUGGUCACGCCCAGCAUGACCCUCACACGGGCCAAGGUGGAGGUGAACAUCCCUCGGAAACGCAAGGGCAACUGCGCCCAGCACGACCGGGCCCUGGAGCGCUUCUACGAGCAGGUGGUCCAGGCCAUCCAGCGCCACAUCAACUUCGAUGUUGUGAAGUGCGUCCUGGUGGCCAGCCCCGGGUUUGUGCGGGAGCAGUUCUGCGACUACAUGUUUCAGCAAGCCGUGAAGACGGACAACAAACUGCUCCUGGAAAACCGGUCCAAAUUCCUUCAGGUACAUGCCUCCUCCGGACACAAGUACGCCCUCAAGGAGGCCCUUUGUGACCCUACGGUGGCGAGCCGCCUUUCAGACACGAAAGCUGCUGGCGAAGUGAAGGCCUUGGAUGACUUCUAUAAAAUGUUACAGCACGAACCUGACCGAGCUUUUUAUGGACUCAAGCAGGUGGAGAAGGCCAACGAGGCCCUGGCUAUAGACACUCUGCUCAUCAGCGACGAGCUGUUCAGGCACCAGGACGUGGCCACGCGGAGCCGCUACGUGCGGCUGGUGGACAGCGUGAAGGAGAACGCCGGCACUGUCAGGAUAUUCUCCAGCCUGCACGUCUCGGGGGAGCAGCUCAGCCAGUUGACGGGAGUGGCCGCCAUUCUCCGCUUCCCUGUCCCCGAACUCUCUGACCAAGAGGAGGACUCCAGUUCCGAAGAAGACGAAUGACUGGAACCGUCCUUGAGACUCCUCAGCGGCUGAGUUUUCUCAGCAUCCCUGUCACAGAGCACUCUGUGACUGUCCCGCAGAGCUGUCACACUAGGUAUUUUGUGGCUGGCAGGACCUGUAUUUAAAAUGAAACAAUAAAUUAAAAGGAAAUCAUCCUUUUGUACUACCAUGUUUGUUGACCAGAAUAAUCUUAUCUAGAAAUCAUGAGUUAUUUGCAGCACUUGGAAACAUUUUGUGUAUUUAUGCUUGAUCUUAGUCAAA
Molecule: messenger RNA, 2014 nt
Organism: Pteronotus mesoamericanus
Lineage: Eukaryota; Metazoa; Chordata; Mammalia; Chiroptera; Mormoopidae
Gene: PELO
Product: pelota mRNA surveillance and ribosome rescue factor
Exons: 3
Coding region: 593-1753 (386 amino acids)
Biological process (GO): nuclear-transcribed mRNA catabolic process, non-stop decay; nonfunctional rRNA decay; RNA surveillance
Cellular component (GO): cytoplasm
Source: RefSeq, a predicted model, not a curated record